Messenger RNA from Chrysemys picta bellii (western painted turtle), 424 nucleotides. Lineage: Eukaryota; Metazoa; Chordata; Testudines; Emydidae. The record is from RefSeq and is a predicted model, not a curated record.
GCCCGGCAAGAACGUGCAGAUGGCGGAGCGUGAGAUCCGGGACCUCUGCCACAUGGCGCGGGAAAUCUUCCUGAGCCAACCCAUCCUGCUGGAGCUGGAGGCACCGCUGAAGAUCUGCGGUGACAUCCAUGGGCAGUACUACGACCUGCUGCGGCUCUUCGAGUGCGGAGGCUUCCCGCCUGAGAGCAACUACCUCUUCCUGGGCGACUACGUGGACCGGGGCAAGCAGUCGCUGGAGACCAUCUGCCUCCUGCUGGCCUACAAGCUGAAAUACCCCGAGAACUUCUUCCUGCUGCGUGGGAACCACGAGAGCCCCAGCAUCAACCGCCUCUACGGCUUCUACGACGAGUGUGAUGUAUUCCUUACGCCCGCCGAUCUGAAACCGACCUUCGCACGCCUUGAGAAGCUGUGCGUCAUUCCCUGA